AAAAAAGCAAUGUUUUAUAUUCUUAAAGUGGUAAAAAUAUGUCUUUAUUCUACCUUCCAGGUGCGAUCUCUUACAUUCCUCGGCCAGUGUGGGACUGGAUCACCAAGGCCGCAGUGGAGGUGACCCUCAACAAAGACACGGCCAACCCCGACCUUCACAUCUCCGGCGACGACAAGAAGAUGCGCGUCGGCUUGGAGAGGAAGGACGUCCUCAACCACCGCCGGCGCUUUGACGGCUGGUGGUGCGCCGUGGGAUCGGAGGGCUUCGGCGCGGGCCGUCGCUACUGGGAGGUGCAAGUAGGUGAGCGAGAUUGGCGGCUGGGCGUGGCCAAAGAGUCGGCCCUGAGGAAAGGGUUCAAGUCCCUCAACACCGGCACGGGUUACCUGACCCUGCGCCUGGAGAGGGGCACCGAGCUCAAGGCGCUGACGGUGCCGUUCACCGCCCUGCCGCCGGGCCUCAUCCCCCAGAAAGUGGGCGUCUACCUGGAUUACGACGCCGGCCAGCUGUCCUUCUACGACGCGGACACGCACGUCCACAUCUACACGUACAACGAGCGCUUUUGCGAGAAGCUCUUCCCACUCUUCGGUACGGUGGAGGUGGCCAAUGAUCUGGUGAUAAGGACCCCUGAAGUGGAGGCCCAGUGUCUCUGUGCUACAUCCUGCCUUUGGGCUUGAGGAAAGUCUGCAGUGGAUGUCACAUUUAGCAAUGAAAAGGAGGUUAUGCAAAUAUAUUAUAUUCCUGCUGUAAAAGAAUGAGGGUGUGCUUUUAAAUAGCUUCUGCUGCUACAAUCAAAUGAAACCAUGUGCUGGCUUAUGUCCUGUAUUAGACUGUAGCAUCCUAUGUAGUAUUCACCCUGCACUCAAUUAAAGAUAUAAAUGGUGGACUCGCUUUUUACUCAUGUGGUGUCUUCUCCUAUGUAGAAGGGCACCGUGGCGGUGUGUGAAGGAUCAAGGAUGACGCCCAUACUUGCCAACCCUCCCCAAUUUUCCGGGAGACUCCCGAAUUUUAGUGCCUCUCCUAGUGAUGGGUUGAUGAGGCGUCAUGAAGCGUUUCGACACAUUGCAAAACUGUAUCGAUACUGUGUCGAUACUGUGUCACUAAAUACUGACAUCUGCUGGACAUUAAAAAUCCCUACAGGCAA
Molecule: messenger RNA, 1141 nt
Organism: Nerophis lumbriciformis (worm pipefish)
Lineage: Eukaryota; Metazoa; Chordata; Actinopteri; Syngnathiformes; Syngnathidae
Source: RefSeq, a predicted model, not a curated record